AUGAGAGUUCUCAAGGAGAAUGGGGAUACAGACUACGGAAGGAAGUUCAAGCUCAAGAACAUCGUAAGCGCAGAGGAGUUCCGAAAACGUCAUUCGUUGACGACCUAUGAAGAUUACAAACCUUAUGUCGAACGGGUAAUGGCUGGAGAGCAAGGUGUGAUGACCCAGGUGAUUCCGAAUGCAUUUGUACAGACCUCAGGUACGACAGGUCCCUCAAAGUAUUUCCCACAGAGAGAUCACAGGUAUCUUUUAACAAGUAUUAUGGAUGUUCUAUAUACCCAUCUGCACGAACUCUGUCCACGUCUGGGGAUGCUUCAGAAAAAGUUAUUUCACUACGUCCAGCCAGUAAUGUCUAGAGCUAAGAACGGAGGGAGUAUCAGGUCUGCCAUGUCUUUAUAUGAAGAUGGCUUCAUGGCAUCCUGUUAUACCACACCGCCUUCGGGUUUUCGCAUUCAAUCCUUCAACGAAGCAAAUUACAUCCACCUUCUUUUUGCUCUCCUCGAUCCAAACACUGGUGUAUUCUGUGGCACGUUUAUAGGCGGCAUUGAUACUUUGAUGAAGAAACUUGAGCAAUGUUGGGAGGACAUUGUGGAUGAUAUCGAGCAUGGAACAAUCACUGAGAAGGUUAAGUUCGACGAUGCUGACAUCAGAUCAUCACUUGAACAGGCUCUUGGCGGAGGUCACCCGGAGAGGGCGGGCGAGCUGAGAAGGCAGUUCGAGAAAGGUUUUAACGGUAUCAUGAAAAGGGUGUGGCCAAACCUUGAGGUGCUAGCCGCCGUAGAUAAUACUGGAAUUUGGCCUGAUGUCAAGGCAAAAUAUGCAGAAGGUAGGCAAAUAAGGUUAAUUUCAUGA
Strongylocentrotus purpuratus (purple sea urchin) is the source of this 852-nucleotide messenger RNA. Its product is annotated as 4-substituted benzoates-glutamate ligase GH3.12-like. The record is from RefSeq and is a predicted model, not a curated record. NCBI's taxonomy places the organism in Eukaryota, Metazoa, Echinodermata, Echinoidea, Camarodonta, Strongylocentrotidae. Bases 1 to 852 code for a protein of 283 amino acids. Gene Ontology annotation, cellular component: cytoplasm. Gene Ontology annotation, molecular function: acid-amino acid ligase activity. The transcript has a single exon.